AUGAUUCAUCGUCGAAUCUUACACGAUGAUUCCAUGGGUGUUGGUGAAGCUUUAAAUGAAACUGCCUACGGUAAAGGUCUUGUAGUAACGGGUAAACAUAUUCUUAUUAUUGAUCGUCCAUCGGACAGCGCUCGACUUCAUCGAACUGGUGCUCAGCAGAUGUUCAUGCACCCAUUGGCAACAUAUUCCUUGCCAAAUACAUCAUCCUAUACAAAUUAUUCAAAUAUGUAUAAGCAGAGCUGGUCUGUUCUAUCGGACGCAAUGCCAUUGAACGUACAUUUAUUAACAUUCGAUCAGCUCAACUCGAAACAAUAUCUCAUUCGAGUUGAACACUAUUUUGAAUUAAAUGAAGAUGAUGUCUAUUCCCAACCGGUGACAAUCGAUCUUCAAACAUUAUUCACAAGUAUUGGGACGAUCAAAGACAUGACUGAACUGAUCUUAACUGCUAAUUUACCGCUAUCAGAUUUACAUCGACUUGAGUGGAUGAUAAAAGAUGAUCAAUCAUCACGUGCUGAUAUAAUUCAGCAAUCUGUAUCGAACACGACGUCAAUCACUCUUAAUCCCAUGCAAAUUCGUACAUUUCAAAUCGAUAUUUUGUAG
Molecule: messenger RNA, 600 nt
Organism: Adineta ricciae
Lineage: Eukaryota; Metazoa; Rotifera; Eurotatoria; Adinetida; Adinetidae
Source: the annotation of a GenBank genome assembly